GGAGGCGCGAUCGGGAGCCCUGGGGCCCGGCUGCCCCUCCCCCGGCCCCUGAGCGCUCUAGUGGGCGACCGGGGCGCAGCGGGGCCCGGGAGGUGCCUCUGUCCCUCCAGCUUGGAGGCGAAGCAUGGGGAAGAGCUGCAAGGUGGUCGUGUGUGGCCAGGCGUCAGUGGGGAAAACUUCCAUCCUGGAGCAACUCCUGUACGGGAACCAUGUAGUGGGUUCUGAGAUGAUUGAGACCCAGGAGGACAUCUACGUGGGCUCCAUUGAGACGGACCGGGGCGUUCGGGAGCAGGUGCGCUUCUACGACACCCGUGGGCUCCGCGAUGGGACCGAGCUGCCCCGGCACUGCUUCUCCUGCACUGACGGCUACGUCCUAGUCUACAGCACCGACAGCCGAGAGUCCUUCCAGCGUGUGGAGCUCCUGAAGAAGGAGAUCGACAAAUCCAAGGACAAGAAGGAGGUCACCAUCGUGGUCCUGGGCAACAAGUGUGACCUCCAGGAGCAGCGGCGCGUGGACCCGGACGUGGCACAGCACUGGGCCAAGGCGGAGAAGGUGAAGCUGUGGGAGGUGUCGGUGGCCGACCGCCGCUCCCUGCUGGAGCCCUUUGUCUACCUGGCCAGCAAGAUGACGCAGCCACAGAGCAAGUCGGCCUUCCCGCUCAGCCGCAAGAACAAGGGCAGCGGCUCCCUGGACGGCUGAGCAGCUGCUGCCGCUCACCCGCCGACCCCACGGAGCCCUGGGGCCCUGGAGAGCGGGUUGGGAGCGAGGGGGAGCCCUGCUCGGCCGGGCAGCUGGGCUGUCCCCUCUCAACCCCAAGUGCGAAUAGUCCCCAUUAGCGCCCCCUCCUCUCAACACCCCACCCCUCCCCUCCCCAGCUGACAUCCUGUCCUCACUGUUGCCAGGACAGGAAGAGGAACUACCAUGCCACAAGUGCCCGAUCUAGGGUCUGGGGUCUUUGUGAUUCUGAGAUAGGAUCUCACUGAGUUCCCCAGGCUGGCUUCAGUCUUGGAUCCUCCUGCCUCAGCCUCCUGAGUAGAUGGGAUUACAGGUGUGCACCCCUACGCCUGGCUAGGGCCUGGUUCUAGUGACAGGGUUACCAGUCCUCUGAGCUUCCGGCCGGGCACGAGCGUGCACACAUACGUGAGGUGCCAGCCUGGACAUGAACAGGAGUCCAGGUGCUGUGUGCCUGUGCGGCAUCAGGCCCAGCUCCUGGGGGCACCUGCGUCCUCCUCUGGGCUGGGUGGCGAUUCUGCUCUCCCAGAUCCUUGCCUGCCUCUCCCUCUUCAAGGUGCUUGGCCCCAGCCCUGGCGGCUGGACUCGGUUCUCCCCGACCACCAGGGGGCGGCGGCGUGCCCCCGCUGUGUCUUCCCGGUCCAGGCGGUCUCCGAAGUUUCUGUUACCUGUGUCUGCCCCGCCCACCUCAGCCAGGCUGACACGGUGCUUGCCUCCCCUCAGACCUCAGAGGCCUGGACAGAAGCAGGCGGAGCAGGAGCUCCAGGGAGCUCAUCACCACCUCUGUGCCAGGGGCUUCUUCCGUGCGCCCAGCACGGGUGACCCCAGCCCGGCCCCUCUGCAGGACAGGAGCGGUGGGCAGGGCAGAGCCAGGCUGGGAGGAGGCGUAGGGCACGACCACCAGGCUGCGGCUCAGCGCUCGUUUAUUGAUGCAUUCUUUGGACACAAUAAAACCACAACUGUUAUCAAAA
Molecule: messenger RNA, 1704 nt
Organism: Chinchilla lanigera (long-tailed chinchilla)
Lineage: Eukaryota; Metazoa; Chordata; Mammalia; Rodentia; Chinchillidae
Gene: Nkiras2
Product: NFKB inhibitor interacting Ras-like 2
Exons: 4
Coding region: 125-700 (191 amino acids)
Biological process (GO): canonical NF-kappaB signal transduction
Molecular function (GO): GTP binding; GTPase activity
Source: RefSeq, a predicted model, not a curated record